Messenger RNA from Bolinopsis microptera, 5564 nucleotides. RefSeq lists its product as uncharacterized. NCBI's taxonomy places the organism in Eukaryota, Metazoa, Ctenophora, Tentaculata, Lobata, Bolinopsidae. The transcript is spliced from 25 exons. Bases 94 to 5124 code for a protein of 1676 amino acids. Gene Ontology annotation, cellular component: cytoplasm; extrinsic component of membrane. The record is from RefSeq and is a predicted model, not a curated record. Gene Ontology annotation, biological process: axon guidance; protein phosphorylation. Gene Ontology annotation, molecular function: guanyl-nucleotide exchange factor activity; protein kinase activity; ATP binding.
UUUUUAUUUUCAGUAUGUGAUAUAAACAUGUUUCUACACUGAACAAUGGACCUUUCUACCAACUUUACACUUACUCCGUGACAACUGUAAAAUAUGACCCAUCAGAUGAGAUCAGGGAUGACUGAUCAGUUAGUGAGAGAUAAGGAGGUGAUUUUCAUGGAGGGAGCCAACAAGGUUACUCAGCAGAUAGAGGCACAUCUCGCUGCGUUUGGUCAGAAGUGUGAGAUUGGAAAGUCUCAUCUUGAAGCAGCUCUACUUCUGAGAGAUCACGAGCAGCUGGAAGCUGGAGCUCUCCGGACUUACGCCACUGCAAGUCAACUGUUGAAGACAGCAGAACAGCUGGUUAAGGCGGGUAAUGUAGACGGAGAGAGAGUCAGGGAAACGACCAAGAGGCUGGACACUCUGUGGCAGGGACUUACUUCUAGACUCAACACUCACAAGGAGGCACUCAGCUACAGUGUUACUUUCCAUCAGAAACUAGAACAGGUAAAAGCGUGGUUGACGAACUGGCAGUCAGCAAUAGAACAGCAACAAAGCAGAUUAGCUAGCCAAGAGCUGCUAGUACAGUUACAGAGACAGGGGGAGGUACUAACGGAGCUGUAUAACGGGCUGCAACAAGACAGUAAGCACCUGAUUAAGCUGCUAGCGUCGAACAAGCAGUACUCAGCAGCUGAGCGGUACGUGACGUCACACCUCUCUCACGUGACGUCACACUACAAUGCUACCUGUGGGAUGUGGCAAGUCUACAGAGCCGCUCACACUACUUCUACCAAGAUCAGAAAGUUGGAACAGCAGGGUUAUAAACUGAGAGCAUAUCUAGAAACGUUAGAAGCGGAGUUCAUGACACCUUUCUAUGAUAUCACCACCAGUCUGGAGGUUAUCAAGGGGAGGUUGAAGAAGCUGGAGGAAUUAGAAAGGAGACUAGAUCCCCUGUUAGCAGAUAUAGACGGGUUGAAGUGCAGUUCUAGCAAGCUUGUAGCUGAGGGAAAUGAGAACGCCAUCAACAUCAUCGGAGAAGUUAUGAAUCAUUGGGCUGUCUUCAAACUGAAGAAGCAGCAAUGUGAGCAGUAUCUACUGUUCACCACGCACCUUUAUACACAGAUAAGAGAUGUAGACACUAACAUCAGAUCACUACGACAACUCAUCAAGGUGCACAAGGCUAAAGCUACUGCUGCCACUUACAACGAGUUCCAGUCCCUGAAGAGCGGAGUGCUCCACCAAUCUAGCGAAAUAGUGAGGCAAAGUGAGACAAUGCUGGAGCUGAUUAGAUUGAUGAAGGAGACUUGUUCUGCGGGGGCGCUUGAUAAGCCUGCUAAACACAUCAUGACGGUAAUAGAGAAGUUUAGGGGAGCCGACACAGUAGUACGGGAACUAAGGUUACAGAAAGUAGAGCGGAGAAAGGAAGAGAUAGAUAAGUGGAUUGAUGAGAUAGGAGAGCCCUUUCUGCGUGAUCACGUAGAUAUUGGUAGCAGUCUGGAGCUUACCGAGAAAUACUGCAACGAGUUUACUACCUUUCUAGACGAAGUAUCAGGAGUACGUGAGAAGGUGGAGACGCUAAACGAAGAGGCGCUGUUAUCCACCUGGUCCCACUUCAGCACCCGGCUCACUUCCAAACAUGACCAGAUCCUCGUCGCUAAACAGUUCUUCCUCGCUGUUGAUGAGUACCACAACCGGUUUAAGCAGUCUCAGGAUUCCCUGACUGUAGACCAGUUGCCAGAUGAUGUCAUGGGGACGGAUACAAUGCUAAUUCAGUGCAAGACGGAACCUCAACAACUCCAGCAGCUGUACGACAAAGUAGAUGAAGUGUUUGAGAGGAUAACGCAAUUGCUAAGCAACCAACCAGAGUCUGUUCUGAGGUCACGUGUUGUACACAUGCAGGAGAUCAUGAGCAAACUUCAGGGUUUACACGAGGACAUUAAGUCAAGCUGGAAAGAUCGAGAACAGAAGCUAAACAAGGGUUUAGAGUUGAGAAAGUUCGAGCAAGGUAUUAAGAACCUGUACCUCUGGAUCAGUGACGAGGGAGAGGCCUUUAUACGGUCACACAGACUAUUCUCCACUUCAUCAGCUAGUCUCACCGCUAUAUUCGCGGAGUUUAACAGUUUUCAGCGGCAAAUGGCGGUGGAGCAAUCCCGACUAAUGGAGCUGGAAAUGUCCUGCACUAGCCUCAAGGACUGCAUUAUAUUUGAUAAUGGUGCUAUAGAUGCCAGGAUGACAGCUGCUAGAAACUCAUGGGAUGUGUUUAAUGACAAGUUUGGGUUGAGGAAGAAGCUGCUGCAGGUGGUAGUGGAGGAUAUUAUACCUCCCAUGGAUCAGUACCGGGAGAGGUUAAAGUAUUGGAGAGGAGAAUGCGAGAAGAACAAAGAGGAGCUCACUAAUGUGCAUAUCUCUCUACUCAAAACUCUGCAAAGUCAGAUCACGGAAGAGAGAAGGAGAGUUCCCCACAUUAUAAAAGACAAAGCUUACUCAGCUCUAACCUCGGAGAACUCCUACCUGGACAAGUUCGUACGGAACAUUCAGGAGGACCUGGACGCUAUGUUGCAGGAGAGCAGGGAGAUAGACACCUUGUUACUCAGCAGGACUACUAGCAUUAAUAGUCUCAACUCCGUCACGUCCUCGGGCUCGGUCUCCAGCGACAGUAAGAUGUCCAUCACCUCCGACGAGGGCUGCACUAGAUCCAGACAGCCUCAAGCUAAACUACCUAACGGGAACGUGCCUACUGGCAAGCCACCUCCCCACUACAACCGACACCAGAGCGCAGAAUCCCAGCCCUCAGUGUCCAAGAAGCAAGCCUGCCACAGACCUGACAGUAUUAACUCAGACAGCGGCAUUAUUGGAUCAUCAGGAUCAGAUACCAGCCAGUCACGGUGGAGCUGGCCAGAGGAAGGUAAAACAGCAACAGCAGCGCCACCUCAGACCACUACUGCUGACAAGACUACUUGUGGAGACGACAAGAGACUGAAGCUAGUAGUGGAGGAGCUGAUCAAGUCAGAACACGACUUUGUGUCCGGACUUAACUUCAUAGUCCGGCAGUAUACCGCUCAUCUUAUGAAACAUCGCCUCUGGGUCGUCAGCCAGACGUUAUUAGGUAACGUUGAGGAGAUAUUCAAGUUCCACCGGGAGCUGUUCCUACCCGACCUGCUACAAUGUGGUGGUGACCCUAUCAAAGUGGCUGCAAUCUUCCUUAAAUACCGCACUAAGUACGAUCUACACGUGCAAUACUGCGUCAACAAACCCAAGUCAGAGGCAGUGUACAGCGAGCACGAGCUCGAGAUGGAGCAGAUACAGAAGAUUCUCAACCAGAACUUCUCUCUUUCGUCCUUCCUGAUCAAGCCAGUUCAGAGAAUUACCAAGUAUCAGUUACUGUUAGCAGAGAUCCUGAAGUUUGGGAAGAGUUGUAACCUACAGAACCUGGAUCAGGUAGAGGAGGCGUAUAAUGUGAUGAUAGAGGUUCCCAGGAAGGCUAAUAAUCUCAUGCACUUAGAAAUGUUCGAGGAUCCCCCAGAUGAUAAAUUAGUACAUCAGGACUCGCUGUCAGUUAUCAACGGUUCAGCCUGGAUCCAGGGUCAGGGCAAACAGCGCCAAGUCUUCCUAUUCAAACACUGCCUUGUUUUAGCGAAACAUGAAAUGGAAGGGAAGAAACUGAAAUCUUACUCUACAAAGAAUGUUAUAGAUCUAGCAAACGCUAGUGUCCUGGUAGAGGAGGAAACUUGCCGGUUCUCAGUUUCUAACAAUUCAACAAAGUUUUGUUUUUGUGCGGAUAGUCAGUCCAAGAAAGCUGAGUGGGCUAGGUUUGUUAAACAGGGGAUAGAGUAUUGCUCUAAAGAUAAGGACAGGGGCAGUUUGGGAUCAAACAACUCUAACGAAGAGAACAAAAAGGGUAUUAAUCAGAAAAUCAGAUCUUCUCUCCGCUUUCACAAACGAAGGAAAUCAUUAACUAAAAUAAGUUUGAAGGAGGACGAUAUAAUAAAGGAAUCUGAGCAGAGCGAUUGGGCUCAGCCUUACAUAACCAGUAAUCGUAUACCCACUGAGGAUAUACUGAGGGACAAAACAGAGCAGAACUACGACCGGUGCAUCUCUAAGCUCAGUAACAUCUCAAUGAGUAUAGACCACAUCAACCUGAUAGUGCCCAGUGAACACCCCGCCACGCAGAGUCAGCCGGACAGUACCUACCCCUCUGCAGCACUAGCCCAGGCCCCCCCUUCAGCUAACUUGCAGUCUGGCUACAAGUUUACUGACAUACUAUUUUACGGUCACUUCUCGGUGUUCUGCACCUGUGAGCACCAGAGAACGGGGCUGAAGUUCACUGCGCAGGUUACCCCGGUAGUGGACAGACAGUUCUACAGGUCCAUACAGAGAGAGGUGGAUAUUCUGCAGCAGCUCAACUACAAGCGGGUCAGCAGACUGCACGAGGUGCUCCUGCAGUAUGAUAACUGUAUUGUGCUGAUUAUGAGCUACCAGUUCCAACUACCCCUCAUGGACUUCCUCCUUCUUAAGGAGUCUAACAAGGAGCACGAGACUAUCGAGAUUAUAAAGAAUGUUCUGGAAGGAGUGUCUUAUUUACACGCCCGUUCUAUCGCACAUCUGGACCUGAAACCUGAGAACUUGAUCUGGGAUAAGACCACUGUAAAGAUAAUAAACUACGAGUUGGCCCACUAUGUGGACGAAGAGAACGUGUUCCUAGAACCCAGCAUGUUGGACCCUGAGUUUGCAGCUCCGGAGCUCCUGCAGGGGCGGGUCUCUACCACUGCUGCUGAUAUAUGGUCGGUGGGCGUGUUGACAUAUCUCCUACUCUACUCAGACAGUCCCUUCUUCUUACAAGGCCAGAUAAUCCCUCCCCAAAUGAGAGCGUUCCACAACACUAAAGGUAACAGUGUUCUGGGAGAUAACACCCUGGUCUUCCUCUCCUCCCUGCUUCAGAACGACCCCCGGAGGAGACCUAACGGUCAGGGCUGUCUCAACUCAACCUGGAUCAAAUCUAGCAGCAGUAGAAAUAGUGGGGUCUUUGUGGACAAGGGGCGACUCAGGAAGUUCUACCAGCGACGGAGACACGAGGCAGCCAGCAAAGUGGUGGAUAUUCCUGAUGCUGUUCUCGACUCUCUCGGGCUCAGUUAUGACAUGUUGUAGAGGCACUGGGAUCUAUGUAUAUUGACAAUUUUUUAACGAUUGGACCAUGUAUGACCAUGAAUAUAAGUCUAGCACAAAACUUUAUACGAUUUUGAUGAAUAAUUAUAGAGCAAACAUUAUCACUUAAAUUCAGACAUUUGAAGUGAGAUUUGGCAAAAUUUGUUUGUGCAGGAAGUUUUAAGAGAAGAACUCGUUCGUUAUAACAUAUUAUUAAAGUUCGGAGUUAUUAAGUCUUCAUUUUGAGACUAUGAAAAUAUGCCCGGAUUUUUAUUAUCAAGAUCUCGAAAAUGUAGCACAAUGUUCGUCCUGUUUUUGAUUGAUAUUUUUAAUGUUCAUUUCUAUUUAUUUGUUGCAACGUUGUGUAAUUUGAUUUAUCAAUUUGUAUUAAAUUUUUAUUGUAGAAUUUUAGAAGAAAUUUUGAACGUUUUCACUAAUGUUAA